This is a messenger RNA of Fonsecaea pedrosoi CBS 271.37, 1248 nucleotides long. RefSeq lists its product as uncharacterized. NCBI's taxonomy places the organism in Eukaryota, Fungi, Ascomycota, Eurotiomycetes, Chaetothyriales, Herpotrichiellaceae. The record is from RefSeq and is a predicted model, not a curated record. The coding region runs from base 1 to 1248 and encodes 415 amino acids. The transcript is spliced from 2 exons.
AUGCUCUUCUCUGCGCCCACGCGGCUCAACUUUAUUGUCGUCGGUCUCGUCAUUACCGCUUUUAUCCUGUUCUAUAGCUCCUUUCGCCCUCCCCGCCCCGAAGCGCAAGAUGUCCUUGAUUCUGCAGACGCUGACGCAACCCCUACCCUCCUCGAGGCCUCGCAAGCGUAUUCUCCUCCCAGAAAGACCCAGACCGACGAGGUAGCGUACCGGGUUCAACCAGAUGACUUCGCCCCUCGAGUGCAGAAUGAAACACUGGGCUUUCAAGAGAUAUACAUGAUUUCAUUACCUGGAAGGACGGACAAGCAAGAUGCUUUUGCCAUGCAAGCAGCCUUCUCCGAAAUCUCUUAUACACAAGUGGAUGGAGUGUACGGUCAUGAAGUUCCUGUCAAGGCACUACCUCACACCAUGAGCCAAAGUGCCAAUGUCAUCGGUUGUUGGCGCGCACAUUUGAAUGUCUACCAGAAAAUGGUGCACGACAAAGUUUCAUCAGCUCUGAUCUUUGAGGAUGACGCCGAUUGGGACGUCUCCCUUAAAGAGCAACUGGUCCAGUUCGCCCGAGGCUCGAGAUUCAUCACCAACACUUCAGAGGAUGCAUUUUCCCAUUCGCCGUAUGGGCAUGAUUGGGAUAUACUGUGGAUUGGACACUGCGGCACCUGGGUUCUUCCAGCCGACAACCGUCGAUUCUUUGUCAUCCCAGACGACUUCACCGUCCAGCCGCCUGAAGCUCGCGUCGAUAAUGUCGACCAACCCGACAUGAGUCACUGGGAAAGUGGCCCUCAUGGCAACAACCGCACGAGAAUAGUCUUCCAUUCAGAAGGAGGAGUCUGCACGGCGGCAUACGCCAUUUCCCAAAAAGGCGCACGGAAAGCUCUCUACUACCUCUCCAUGAUACCCUACAACAGCCCAGUGGACUGGGGUUUGGCCACUCUGUGCAAGAACAAAGAGUACGAGUUCAACUGCGUAUCACCAUGGCCGCAACUUGUCGGGGUCUCCCGACCAACAGCGAACACGGCCAAGUGGAGCGACAUCGGAUAUGGUCCGGACUCGGAGAGAGUGGUCGAGGAAGGGAGCUCGCUGCAUCUGGUCUAUCCCAUGCGGCAAAACAUUCCCAACUUCCUGCAUGGAAAAACGGUAUUCCGCAGUCAGUAUCCUGACAUCGCACCACCGAUGAGUAUCAAGGAGAUUGGGAAGGCGGUUGGUCACGUUGAAAUUCUGGAACCUCAGCCUCUACCCGAACACGGAUGA